Messenger RNA from Aedes albopictus (Asian tiger mosquito), 714 nucleotides. RefSeq names its product micronuclear linker histone polyprotein-like. NCBI's taxonomy places the organism in Eukaryota, Metazoa, Arthropoda, Insecta, Diptera, Culicidae. The record is from RefSeq and is a predicted model, not a curated record. The transcript has 2 exons. The coding region runs from base 1 to 714 and encodes 237 amino acids.
AUGUCCACACCAAGCGGUAGCACUAAAGGAGGGCCCCCGGUGUCUACACCGAGCAGCAGCACCACUCAAGAAGGCCUACAACUUGCGAGGCCCAAGGUGUCAAUGGUGGAGUUGAGCAGGAAGGUCAUCGAGCUGCACGAAUACGUAAAAGGCCGUAACAACGUGCACACUGAGAUUAAGCAAAGGGUGUCGAGCCUCAGGUACGCCGUGUUGGAAGCUGACCGCGAGCACACAGCGUUGCGUAAGAGAGCUGAGACUGCUGAAAAGGCUUUGAAGCUGGCCUUGGAGCAGAUUGCGGCGGUGGAAGCAUCAACAGAGUUACAGGAGACGCCGAAAGGACGCAGAAAUAAGAGCUCGAACAAGCGGGAUAGAGAAACACCAGGAGAGGAGGAACGCCCGAAGAAGACUAAGAAUGUUCAAGGUAGCGAGGAGUUGAGCGACGAGAGAGCCAAAAGCGAUUGGAACGUCGUCAAAAAUCGCAAGGAGAAGAAGAAAAAUCAGCCAACAAAGGCCCAGACAGAUCUGAACAAUGCAGAAAAUGUGGAGAGAAGGGACACUUUGCGAAGGACUGCUCGCAAGCGCCAAAGUGCAUGCUCUGCACAGCGGAAGAAGGAAACGUCCAUUCGACGGGUGGAUACAAGUGCCCUGCAUAUAAGAAGGCGAUCGCAGGCCAACAGUAAUGGAGAUAAUGCAGAUCAACCUGAAUCAUUGUGA